AAAGUGGAAGCAAGAGAGUGUCAGUGAAAGAAAGCAGUCUGACUGCACAGAAAAGGCGCUCGGCAAACAGCGCACACUCAUUGAGUCAGUGAUAUUCUGAACACGGAGAGCUGGUGCAUUUGAGCUCAAGAAAACAGUUUUCAGUGCAGAGAGACAGCACAGAGACAGAGAAACAGAGGAAGUGGAGUGAAAAGAGAAGAGGAGAGGAAAGGAGAGGUUCUUCGUGGAGAGAUGGACUCAGAUUCUGGGGAUCAGAGUGAAGGAGAGCUCUCUCCAGGGCAAGAGAGCUUCAACUCCAAGAGUUUGGCCCUUCAGGCCCAAAAGAAGAUCUUGAGUAAAAUGGCCACCAUGGCCGUGGCAAAUCUCCUCACAGAUGAUACCAGCAGCGAGAUUCUGGACGAACUCUACAAGGCCAGUCGUGAAUACACCAAAAGCAAGAAGGAAGCUCACAAGAUCAUCAAAGAUGUCAUCAAGAUUGCCCUGAAGAUUGGCAUUCUCUACCGAAACCACCAAUUCAGUCCUGACGAGAUGGAGACCGUCGAACGCUUCAAAAAGAAGAUGAACCAGGCGGCCAUGACGGUGGUGAGCUUUUACGAGGUGGAGUACACAUUCGACCGUGGCAUUCUUUCCGAGCUGCUGAUGGAAUGUAGGGACCUUCUCCAUGAGCUGGUGGAGCACCACUUGACCGCACGCUCCCACGCGCGGAUCGACCAUGUGUUCAACCAUUUCGCAGAUGUGGAUUUCCUGACCAAGCUGUACGGCCCAUCUGAAGAGUACAGACUUAACCUGAGGAAGAUCUGUGAUGGGAUAAAUAAAUUCCUAGAUGAGGGCACACUUUAA
Messenger RNA from Sinocyclocheilus anshuiensis, 840 nucleotides. It is a transcript of the gene tnfaip8l3, whose product is annotated as tumor necrosis factor, alpha-induced protein 8-like 3. Lineage: Eukaryota; Metazoa; Chordata; Actinopteri; Cypriniformes; Cyprinidae. Gene Ontology annotation, cellular component: cytoplasm. The coding region runs from base 232 to 840 and encodes 202 amino acids. Gene Ontology annotation, biological process: regulation of apoptotic process. The transcript is spliced from 2 exons. The record is from RefSeq and is a predicted model, not a curated record.